UGGCUUAGCCGUGGCUCAAAGUGUCGAAACCAGAUGGUUGUUUCGACUAUCAACUAGCAUUCUGGGCAAAACCCUCUUAAAAACUCUCUCUCCUCCAACCUGCCGCCGCUCUUCCUCUCUCCUCUACCGUGUUCGCCGACUCAGUAAAAGCCCACCAAGCAAGGCGGUUUAUCUACAAUCCCAGCUUCACUCACUGCCAAUUUAUUUGCUGUUGAUUAAGGUGAAUUAAGAAUCAUGGAGACUAAAUCACGUAGACAAAAGCGAAAAGAAUCUCUGUUAGCAAAAAAUCAGAAAAAACAUCAAUCAUGGCUUCAAGACCAGAAAUCACAGAGGAUGAAGAGAAAAUCAGGGGAUUUUAAGUUGAAAAAGGAGAACAAAAUAAAGAAUUCACAAAGUCAGUUUUUUAAAGAAAAUGACAUUGUGCAACGAGUUAGUGAAUUGAAGUCUGAGAAAGAUCACGAGGUUAAUAAAUCAAAAAUGGUUAAAGGGAAGAAGGGUUUGAAAAGAACUUCAAGAACUAAGUUUGAAGAGUAUCUUGAAAUGGAGAUGCCAAAUUCUGACAUGCUUGCUCAAGAGGACUUGGAAUUGGAGAGGAAACUCACAAAGAAACUCAAGGUGAAGGGUGGUAAAUUAAGGGGAGAUGACGAUGGUCUUAAUAUAUUAUUUGAAGAUGUUCCAUCUGCUCUUGAAUCUUGGAACAAAGAAGUUCUGGAUGAAGGGUUUUCUGAUGAGGAAGCUGUGGACCCUUUUUCGAGCAAGAAGCGAAAGAAGAAAAAGUCGGUGGAGCAGGCUUUCGAAGAUGAUAUGACAGGUGAUUCAACUAGUGAAGCUUCUGAGCUGAAGGAGCAUGCAGAGACAGCAUUGGAAGAAAUUUCUGCCAAGGCUCCAUCACGGAAGAGACGUAGGAAGAGAAAGUCUUUGCCGCAAGGACAAGAAGAUGAUAUGGCAGGUGAGACAGCGCUUGGUGUAUCCCAGCUUUCUGAAAGCCAUGAUGCAGAGGUAGCAUUAGAUGAAGCUUCAGCCAAGGCACCUGCAAUGGAGGGCAAUGUAAAAUAUGUUGCUCCUCACUUGAGAUCUUGUGCUAGGAAUGAAUCGGAGGAGCAAACUCAAAUGCGUAGACGUGUUCGAGGUCUUCUAAAUAGGCUGUCUGAAUCUAAUGUGGAAUCAAUUACAGGAGAAAUGGCCACAAUUUUUCGUUCCGUCAGUCGCAGUGUCAGCUCACAGAUUAUCAGUGAGGAGGUCUUGGCAUCCUGUUAUAAUGGUCCUCGUGGCAAUGAACAGCAUGCUGCUGUCUUUGCAGCUUUUGUUGCUGGCAUGGCUUCUUUAGUUGGCAUGGACUUCAGUGCAAAACUUAUGGCCUUACUUGCCAAGAUUUUUGAGGAGGAGUAUCUCAAAGAAGACAAUCUUUCGUUGAGAAAUCUCACUCUCUUGCUAUCUUAUCUCUGCAUCUUUGGAGUUUGCUCAAGUGACUUAAUAUAUGAUUUUCUGAUCAUGUUGAGCAAGAGGUUGACAGAGAUUGAUGUUUCUACCAUCCUGACAGUUUUACAAUGCUGUGGGAUGAAAAUAAGGGGAGAUGAUCCUGCUACCAUGAAAAAUUUCAUUCUUAGUGUUCAAAACAGGGUGAACGAGUUAAAGACUUCCUCUGGAGAUGGCCAGGCUAAAAUAAAUGGCAAAAGAAUGGAAUUCAUGCUUGAAACAAUAUGUGAUAUCAAAAAUAACAAGAAAAAGCCCAAGGAGGAUACAGUGCAACACACUCGAAUAAAGAAAUGGCUGCAAAAGUUAAGGGUUGAAGAUAUUUUAAUAAGAGGGCUUAAAUGGAGCAAGCUGCUUGAUCCUGACAAGAAGGGCCAAUGGUGGUUAUCUGGGGACAUGGCCUCUGCAACGGAUAAUAUUGAAGAGGUUGCCAGCAGAAUUGACAAAGAGGCUCUUGAAGCCCAGAAAAUGCUGGAGCUUGCUGCUGCACAGAGGAUGAAUACAGAUGCCAGGAGGGCAAUCUUUUGUGUCAUAAUGAGUGGGGAAGACUACAUCGAUGCAUUGGAAAAGCUUUUGAGAUUGGAUUUGCCUGGAAAGCAGGACCGAGAUAUUAUGCGGGUUCUUGUGGAAUGCUGCUUGCAAGAGAAGGUGUUUAACAAGUAUUACACUGUUCUUGCGGCCAAGUUGUGUGAGCAUGAUAAAAACCACAAGUUUACCUUACAGUUUUGUCUCUGGGACCACUUGAAAGAGCUGGAUUCAAUGCCACUUAUACGAUCGAUGCACCUAGCAAAAUUCAUGGCAGAAAUGGUUGCCUCUUUUACUCUUUCCCUUGCAGUCUUGAAAACUGUUGAGUGGAGUAAUCCCCAGAUGCUAAGCCCGAAAAGGAUCAUGCAUUUUCGAAUGCUAUUUGAGGCCAUCUUUGAGUAUCCUGAUAAGCUUAUAUGGAACAUGUUCACGCGUAUAGCUGUCACCCCUGAGCUUGAAACUCUUCGACAAGGCAUGGCGUUCUUCAUCAAGGAGUAUGUUGUGAAAUCCACCAAGAAAGUCAAUAAUAAAUUUAAGGUUGCAAAGAAAGCCCUUAGUAACAUUGAGGGAGUUCUCAUGUGAGCCUCAAUGGUUCCAUUUUUUUUUUCUUUGAGCUUUAAUCAUUCAAUUAUGGUUUUGGUGGACAAGACCAAAUUUUGUUCAUGAAAUUAUAUGUAGUAAGUUUGAAAUUAGAAUCCCAUUUUUAAUUCUUUAUUUU
Messenger RNA from Durio zibethinus, 2716 nucleotides. RefSeq names its product MIF4G domain-containing protein / MA3 domain-containing protein. Gene Ontology annotation, cellular component: nucleolus. Gene Ontology annotation, biological process: ribosomal small subunit biogenesis. The record is from RefSeq and is a predicted model, not a curated record. NCBI's taxonomy places the organism in Eukaryota, Viridiplantae, Streptophyta, Magnoliopsida, Malvales, Malvaceae. Gene Ontology annotation, molecular function: RNA binding; protein binding.